This is a messenger RNA of Clupea harengus (Atlantic herring), 1940 nucleotides long. RefSeq names its product steroid receptor RNA activator 1 (gene sra1). Gene Ontology annotation, biological process: regulation of transcription by RNA polymerase II. NCBI's taxonomy places the organism in Eukaryota, Metazoa, Chordata, Actinopteri, Clupeiformes, Clupeidae. Gene Ontology annotation, cellular component: nucleus. The record is from RefSeq and is a predicted model, not a curated record.
AAGAGAGAGCGAGAGCGAGCGAGCGAGAGAGAGCAACCGGAUAUCCGUAACCAUGGAUUUGAAAAAAAGGAAAAUUCUGCUCACGUGUACCGGAUAUACAAGAAUCUAAUGCAGUGAGAUAGGUGAAGUGGCAAUGGCAGAUAUGUACAUUAAACCGGGUAAUCAGGAGCGAGGAUGGAACGACCCCCCACAAUUUUCUUACGGUUUACAGACGGCUCAAAGUGGACCUAAACGUCUUCUCAAUAAGAGAGUGCCACCUCCUCAACUCUCUGGACCUCAGAGCCCAUCUCCAGGGAUACCCCCUCCACUGAGCCACGCCACUCCCCCUGUACAACCUCCAAGUUGUGGAAUGACCCCACCCCCGUUAUCGGGUAUGACCGCAUCAUUGACCCCCCCGCCAAGGUCAUGUCCCGUGGAAGCUGAAAAAGAUUCUCCCAGCGCGGAUUCAGAAGGGGAACCUAGUGUAGACGAGGUGGUCGCCCUUCUUAACUGGGCGCUUGCAGCGUGUAGGAAGUCUGUUAAGAAGCAAGUGUGUGAUGAUGUUGACAAGCGCCUGAAGCUGUUUGAGGAGAUGUGGAAGUGUGGGAAGCUUUCACUUCCUGUCAAGAAAAGGAUGAAUCUUCUGGUUCAAGAGAUGAAAAGUCGUGAUUGGGACGCCGCUGAUGAGAUUCAUCGGUCUUUAAUAGUAGACCACGUGAAUGAGGUCAGCCAGUGGAUGGUUGGGGUCAAGCGUUUAAUUGCAGAGGCGCGAAAACUUCAACCUGAACACCUGUUCGUUGAAGACUCAGACCAGAUUCGGAGCAGCAAACCUGACGAUCCAAAUCAUGAAUAGUCUCGUUUGGACUUGUACUCAAGCCAUCUAAAAUGUUGAGGGGAAUCAUGUGGCUGAAAGGGCUUCUUCUGUAUACCUCUUGACACUGAACAUUUCCCCCAGACUGUGAGAAUUGAUGGGGUACUUCAAAGGUGCUGGUUCUUCAAGCUGUUUACAGUCUACUCAUUGACUGCAUCCUUCCUCUGUUUACCUGCCUUACCUGAUCCUGCUUGUGCGUUACUGGUCUUUGCUAAGUAUCUCACAUUUACUUUCAGUAAUCAUAUCUCUCAAAUCAACCUUUAAGUUAGUUUAAGGCCAUUCUGCCAUUUUUCUAUAUCAAACUUUUCAACCAUUGCUACUAUAUAAUAUCUAUUAAGUUUUCACUUUCAGUCUAUUUCAUUGGAACCUCCAUUUUCCUCAGCUGUUCAGAUUAGGCUUGUCAUCUGGAGCCAUGGUUUAUGUGUCUGGAAGGGAGGACAUUGGCUGGUGUCUUGGGAGUGGAGCUGAAAUGUUUCAUACAGUUUUCCUCUCUUUACACCUGUCAAUUCCUAUUUCAGAAGGGAGCAAAAGGGAAAGGAAGAAAUAUUCAUUGUUAUUGGCAAUUCAUUAAUUAAUUGUCAAUGUACAGCAUUGUUUAUUGUGCUAGUGAAAAUUACAAUAUAAAAUCAAAAUAGUCUUCAAAAUGGACAAACUUCCAACUGGACUUUCAAAUGGGAACAUGUUUGUUAAUGUCUUCCCCAAACGAAUUCAUUACCCACUCUGAUUCACCAAUUUAAUUAGGAUUCUGUUCUCCUUUGAUUUGUGUGCUUUGGCCAUUGACUGCCAAAGCCACACACCUGGGAAUGAACCUGAAAAUGCAAAUACUGUUAAUAUCCAGAAUACAGACUAUAUGACCAUUAAAAUGACAGGUUGUCACCCUGUACCAGACCAUGGGGUCAUAACCUUCAGACGGCAAGCAAGACAUUUUGAUGAAACUGGUGUUUAUUUCUUUUCAUUCUAUUUGAAACACUUAUCACUGCACUACUCAACUCAUACCACUUGGAGUCAGUAUGUAUGUGUGCAGUUUACUAAGGGUUGCAUUACAACAGGAGCAACAGAGUAAUAAACACGCAACUGAUUAUUACUAAAA